GUUCCUUGGUUUACAGUUCAUACUUCAUUUGCGUUGUUGUUUUCAUAGCUAGCUAUAGGAGUCAUUUAGGGUGGCUAGCUUGCUAGAGGGCUACUUUGGAGUUUUACAGUGGCUAAUUUGGAUGUUCAAUGCGUUUUUUUCGAAUUGAAAGGGGUUUAAAAAUAUCUGUCUAGUCGUGUUAUCAAGGAGCUGUCACUUCAAUUUAGCUCAGGCACCAUGACUUCUCGGCGACCGGACAAUUUUGAUGGUUUAGGUUACAGGGGUAACGUUAGAGAGGAUCCAGCUUACAGUGGGCUAUACAGCGGAAGGUCAUUUAAUAAUUCGUCUAGUGUGGACUUGCAGAACUGGGUAACAACACCACCAGAUAUUCCAGGUAGCCGAAAUUUACAUUUUGGUGACCGUACACCCCAGUUUGAGGCGGCCCCUGCAGCACAAGGUGCUGAAGAUACUCUGCCAACGGCUCCUCCAUCCGAGCAGUUGAACAGAUUUGCUGGUUUUGGUAUUGGGCUUGCAAGUCUCUUUACUGAAAAUGUCCUGGCUCACCCUUGCAUUGUGUUUCGUCGUCAGUGCCAGGUUAAUUAUCACGCCAGCUGUUACCAUCUCUCACCAUUUACAGCCAUCAGUGUGAUGUAUAAUGUCACCAAGAGUCAGGGUCCCAAGGCCUUAUGGAAGGGAAUGGGCAGCACCUUCGUAGUCCAGGGAGUCACCCUGGGCACCGAGGGCAUCAUUAGUGAAUGCACUCCACUACCGCGAGAGCUAUCCCACAAAUGGAACCCUAAGCAGGUUAUUGGACAUUUGGUCCUGAAAAGUUUGACAUAUGUGGUUGCCAUGCCAUUUUACUCAGCUAGCCUCAUUGAAACUGUGCAGAGCGAGAUCAUCCGGGACAACCCGGGCAUCCUGGACUGCGUGAAGGAGGGCGUGGGCCGGGUCGUGGGCAUGGGCAUCCCCCACAGCAAGCGCCUGCUGCCCUUGUGGGGCCUGGUCCUGCCCACCGUCCUCCACGGGGUCCUCCACUACGUGGUGAGCUCCACCGUGCAGAAGCUGGUGCUCUUCCUCCUGCGCCGGAGGGGCCCGGCAAAGCAGCCGGCGGACGGCUCGGAGACGGUCCAGACCAUGCUGGACGCCUACUUCCCGGAACUGGCGGCCAGUUUCGUGGCCAGUUUGUGUGCCGACGUCCUCCUGUACCCGCUGGAGACGGUGAUGCAUCGGCUGCACAUUCAGGGCACACGCACCAUCAUCGACAACACAGACCUGGGCUUCGAGGUCCUGCCCAUCAACACGCAGUACGAAGGCAUCAGGGACUGUAUCAACGUGAUCCGGCGAGAGGAGGGAACCCUGGGGUUCUACAAAGGCUUUGGCUCCAUCGUGGUGCAGUAUUCACUACACGCAGCCGUGCUACAGAUCACCAAAGUCAUCUACAACACCUUGCUGCAAAACGCUUAAGGAAAAACUUUGCGGUGUGUUCCGGUGGAGAAACGAGUUCGACUGGCGUCAUGCCUUUUUCGAAACCUGCUUCUUAUCAAGCGAGUCGGGUUGUGCGCAUUCCAGAAAAUGUCAUCUUUUCUGAGAAAUACCAAAAAAUAUCUAUGUAAUUUGUUCUGUCCCGAAGCAUAUUUCAAAUGUUUGUUGAGAUUGGUAUCCCUUACAGAACUGUCAGCACUGUGUCACAAAGCACUGAAUUAUGUUUAAAAAUGCAUGGUGUCAAUAAAUAUUCCCAGUUGUCAGAGAUGGAAAUAUACAUGUAUCUUGCAUCUUUCAAACUCAUCCUGGCAUCCUUUAUGCGAAGGGUCUGUUGGUCUUCUCUGCAAAUCAUGUUGACACGUGUUAUUCUGGUGUGUCUUUGUUUCUAAUCUAACUGUAAAAAAUGGCAAAUUCUUUCUUAAAAUUUUCUGUUAGCACUAGUAGAGGAUGGAUUUUGCUAAUUUAUUCAGAAUUGUAUGUACAGAAUGUCUUUAAAUUAUUUGCUUUAACAGUGAUAAUGUUGCAUGUAUUUAGGUAUGUAUCAAGUUGUUCACAUUUUGUCAACUAGAGUGCAUUGUGAGUUAACAAAACAUUUAAGAGCAAUUAAAAGUUAUGUAGUACUCAAGCAGAAAUAUGAACAGAAAAAAGUAUAAUUUAUGCAGGCACUUGUACAGGUGAUUUUAGUUAUUGAUCUUCUUUUGUAAAUGUUUCUGGACUUCACAGUGCUCAGAGUUAGGGAGAUGUUUAAGAGUAUUUGUAUGUCACUGAAAAUAAAUGUCAUACUUUUG
This is a messenger RNA of Esox lucius (northern pike), 2249 nucleotides long. RefSeq names its product solute carrier family 25 member 46 (gene slc25a46). NCBI's taxonomy places the organism in Eukaryota, Metazoa, Chordata, Actinopteri, Esociformes, Esocidae. Gene Ontology annotation, biological process: axon development; mitochondrial membrane fission; mitochondrial fission. Gene Ontology annotation, cellular component: mitochondrial outer membrane. The coding region runs from base 217 to 1443 and encodes 408 amino acids. The record is from RefSeq and is a predicted model, not a curated record. The transcript is spliced from 8 exons.